Molecule: messenger RNA, 261 nt
Organism: Cercopithifilaria johnstoni
Lineage: Eukaryota; Metazoa; Nematoda; Chromadorea; Rhabditida; Onchocercidae
Source: the annotation of a GenBank genome assembly
AUGCAAAACGACAAUCAUAUUGAAACCGAAACUUUGAUGAGUAAUUUGGUCAAGAAAAUUUUGGAAAUGAAGACUGAUUUCUUUUUGAUGACUUGUCGUUUUCCACUAUCGCCAUCCGAGGAGAACAUUCAGUGGCUACGCUUUGCAGCAUUGGAAUUGGCUUUGAUUGUGUUUGGUUGUAUGAAAAAAUUUAAAAAGGCUGAUCAAAUCAGAAGGAAAAGAGAAGGGGAAGGCAGUAGUGAGAAUUUGAUUGAUGGUUAG